Bacidia gigantensis is the source of this 495-nucleotide messenger RNA. RefSeq lists its product as uncharacterized. The coding region runs from base 1 to 495 and encodes 164 amino acids. The record is from RefSeq and is a predicted model, not a curated record. The transcript has 3 exons. NCBI's taxonomy places the organism in Eukaryota, Fungi, Ascomycota, Lecanoromycetes, Lecanorales, Ramalinaceae.
AUGGCUGCUCUAGAUCGUCUACCACCUGAGCUGACGAACAAGAUUGUCAAUCUCCUGAAAAGAAGUGAUACAGAAUCACAGACCCAUCUCAGAAAUCUUCGCUUAGUCAACCGAGCGCUGUCCGUCGUUGCCACGCCGUUUGUCUUUGCUACUGUGCCUCUAUGGAUUGGGAUGCACAGUCUCAAAAAUCUCAACAAUAUUGCUCAGCAUCCCCUGCUCUCAAAACUCGUGACAAAGAUCGCUUUUGAGCCGCUCCGUGCAAUCGAAACCUACGAUGAGGGCGAAUUGCAAAAGAGCGUGAAGGACUAUUUUGACUAUCAAAACAGUAGUCUUAAUGAUAGUACUAUUGCCGUCGGACAAUAUCUCGCCGCCCGCAAACGCUACGCAAAUGAGCAGCAGUUCCUGGAUAGAGACGACACCGACAGAAGAAUUUUGACUCUGGAAUACAGGUCAACUCGAUUCGAAUACUGGCGCAAGAAAAUGCUUGUCCUUUAG